Silurus meridionalis is the source of this 4082-nucleotide messenger RNA. RefSeq names its product hepsin (gene hpn). Gene Ontology annotation, biological process: proteolysis. Gene Ontology annotation, molecular function: serine-type endopeptidase activity; serine-type exopeptidase activity. NCBI's taxonomy places the organism in Eukaryota, Metazoa, Chordata, Actinopteri, Siluriformes, Siluridae. The record is from RefSeq and is a predicted model, not a curated record. Bases 425 to 1699 code for a protein of 424 amino acids. The transcript has 13 exons. Gene Ontology annotation, cellular component: membrane.
ACUGUUUAGUACAAUAGUGAGUGGAUUGAGACACAGCCGGAGCACCUGAGCCCCCCCUUAAUCACACCUGCCCCCCGGGGACGGCUUGUACUGACCGGAAGGGGGGAGAGAAAGAGAGAGAGAGAGAGAGAGAGAGAGAGAGAGAAGGACAAGGGAGUGCGAAAGGAGUGACUUGUGGCCCUGGUUGUCCGAAAAAGCUUUUUUCCCCCGUUAAAAUAAAAGCGGUGAGACUCCUGGGACAGUCUAAAUGUCAGCGUUGAGGAAAAUCUCACUUUAGUUCCUUGGCUUAUUUCCUCAGGACCUGGUGGAGAAAGACACCUGCUGCGAGGGGAAAAGGUGAAUUGAGUGAAAGCAGAAGGAGAGAUUUUGGAGGGUGAAGCCGCAUCCCAGUCACUUUUCUCCGCUUUUUGUUUCCCGAAGGGAGAUGACAGAGAAAAAGAUCGGAGCACCAGGGAUGGCUGUGUGCAGUCGGUGGAGAACCGGCGUGGCUGUGGGGGUCACCGCUGUGCUCCUGGCUGGACUGGGAGCUGCAAUCUGGGCUCUGGCUACGUACAUAAAGACAGCAGAAGACAUGGGUCUAUAUGACGUGCAGGUGAGCGUGGCGGACCAGAGACUGAGGGUAUUCGACUCGGCCCAGCGGCGAUGGAGACACGUCUGCUCGUCCAGCGCCAAUCAGCUGCUCGCCGCCAUCAGCUGUGAGGAGAUGGGCUUCAUCAGGGCGAUAAAUUUCUCCAUCACCUGCGCUCCAGACAGCAGCAGCAGCAGCCAUGAGUUCUUCUGCGUCAAAGAGAGCGAGUUAACCUACGGCAAGAAGAUCAGCACUGCGCUGUACCCAUGUAAAUGUGAAAAGGGACAGAUUGUUCAAGUGCUUUGUCAAGAUUGUGGGAGGCGGAUGCUUCCUGAGGAGAGGAUUGUGGGAGGUGUGGAUGCGAGACAGGGCUCAUGGCCAUGGCAGGUCAGUCUACAGUAUGACGGAGUUCACCAGUGUGGAGGAUCCAUUAUAUCAGACCGCUGGAUCGUCAGUGCUGCUCACUGCUUCCCCGAGAGAUAUCGUCACGUGUCGAGGUGGAGGGUUCUGAUGGGUUCCAUCUACAACACCCCCAUCCAUAAGAACGUGGUGAUCGCCGAGGUGAAGACGGUGGUUUAUCACAGCAGCUACCUGCCCUUCGUUGACGCCAACAUUGACGACAACAGCCGCGAUAUCGCCGUGCUGUCGCUCACAAAACCCCUGCAGUUCACCGACUACAUCCAGCCCGUCUGUUUGCCCACCUACGGUCAGCGGCUGGUGGACGGUCAGAUCGGCACAGUGACAGGAUGGGGAAACGUCGAGUAUUACGGUACGCAGGCGAAUAUCCUCCAGGAGGCCCACAUUCCCAUCAUCAGCGAUGCCGUCUGUAAUGCCCCUGAUUACUAUGACAACCAGGUGACCACCACAAUGUUCUGCGCUGGAUAUGAGAAAGGAGGAACCGAUUCCUGUCAGGGAGACAGUGGAGGUCCCUUUGUAGCAGCCGAUUGUCUCUCGAAGACGAGCCGCUACAGGUUGCUGGGCGUAGUCAGCUGGGGGACGGGCUGCGCCAUGGCCAAGAAACCCGGCGUCUACACCCGAGUGUCCCGCUUCCUGCCAUGGAUAUCCAGCGCCAUGAGGACUUAUGAAAAUUCCCCCGGAGUCCAUAAAAUGGCUCGUGCAGCAACAGCAUAGGCCUCCUCGAGACCCGGAACUGUCGGAAUAAAGACCGAGAUCAGGUCUGCGACGGACAUCAUGUCCCCAUGUCCCCCCCAGACCAAAACAGUCGAUCAGAAAGAAGCCACGUCUCCAUCACCUCGCCGUAGCUCUGACUGACGCCUCUCGGUCAGAAUGUUAAUUCUUGCGGCUUUAAUUCUGUAAUUUAAUAAAUGUGAUGCAUUUAAACGUUCUACACUUACAGACAUAAAGGUACUGAGAUGUACAGUUGUAGAGGUGCUCGCAUUAGGAGAAGAAUUUUACCACCACCACAAAAAAAAGGAAAAACUAAAAACAAUAUAUGAGUAGCUAUAAAGAUGUAAAAACUUAUUUUGUAAAAUUUUUUAUAUGAUGCAUCUUCAGAUGUGACACAAUUAAUAAUAAAUUGCAAUGACAGAUAUUUAUGCACAGAUCUUUUCAGUGUUAAAUUAAUCGAAUUAAUUGAAUUAUGUAUUGGUUUUAACAACAAAGCAGCUUUACAGAAAUCUACCAAACGCUCAAACGUGUCAAAGAGUUUGGCAAAAUACGAACGUGAAAAAAAAAAAAAAAAAGAUCAUAGGCUACAUUAUGAAAGAAAAUAUUUAUAGACAAACUACUGGUUUCUCAAUGUAAAACUUUAAAACCCGAACUCAUUCAAAAUGAAGCAAAAAGUAAUCAUCUAUGCGGGUUAUACAUAAAUGUUGGCACCCCUGCUUGUACUUAGUACAGAUCUUUUGUUUGGAAAUGUGAUAAACAGUAUGACUAUGCUGAAGGAGCCCCAGAGACAAAGCAGGUACCACGAGUACUCGUCUGUUCCUGAGUGUACGUGUGAAUUCAGAAAGUUUGUGCAUUUGUAUUUUAUAGAAAUGAAUAUCAUGAGAAGGAAAAUGGUGCAGGUGCAGGUGUACACCGGGCUUGUGCGACGCUUCUUUAAUCUCAGAAUCAGAUACGCAUGAAGAGAGGAAAGAAGUUUUUCCAUGACGUGCCGUAACGUGCGAUCGGGAACUGCUUAGUGGCAGUGGUAACCAUAGCAACUCGGUUGGAUGGUGGACUUUUUGUUGAUUCUGUAGUACAUCGCAGUAUAAUCUUUUUACAAAAUUGUGUAUAGUAUAACAGUAACAAUGUCUGGCAGAAAUAAACAUUAUUAUUUGUAAAGUGUUUGAUUUGACACGGUUUAGGUUUUUUUUAAAUCCCUUUAUGUUAGCAUUUCAUAGUUUCUUUUUUUAACAUCAGUUCACUAUAUUUAUUGGGAACGCCACUGGAAAAAUUGGGCAUUUAGAUUUCAGGCAGAACCAAUAAAAAAAUGUCCAAAUAUAAAUAUAGAGCAGUGAGAUUUUAUUUCAUGUUGAUCAACUCAAAACAUUCUCCAGUUACUGCAUAAGGACGAGGAUGAGGGCACGUGAGAAGGCAGAAGGGGGCGGGGCUUCUGGUUAAAAUCACUGAUAUCGAGUGGUUCAUUUUCCAUUUUAUUUGAGAUUAUAUAUAAAAUCAUUUCAGAGUGAUAUCGCACACCUUAUUUUGGCACAAGAUCGUCGAGUUUUUACAGUCCGUGGCUUGCACAUUGUUUAAGACGUACACUUUGAUGGGUAUUAGAAGUGAAAUGAACAAUUAAGUCGGAUAAAUUUUGCACAUUAUGAAGCAAAGUGUGUUUUUUUCUAAAUAUUUUCACUGUUCUGGUAUUCAGUCCUGACCAAAAUUGGCUGUAGUGGUAAUAUCACAACAAAUCCUUAUUAUACCGAGUAUGUUCCUCUACUUUUAUUAUUGUUGUUGUUGUUGUUUUCUUUGUUAUCGGCUGAGGAAUAGCAGUAAUAUAAACCAAAGACUGCUUGAUUUAGCCGCAGUAGUAUUAAAGAGGCAGGCAGUAUUUUUGCUCGUUGUGGUUUGUUGUAAAUACAGAAUACAAUAAAAAUCGUCCGCUAUGCAGUAAAACGUUUAAUUGCUAUAAUGUUUAUGUUUAUUGUCAGCUGCUACACUGUAAUUCUGCUCUUCAGUGUAAAACGUUUUAUAGUUCGGUAUUUAAUAUAAUUUUCAUGAAUGAAAUGAAUAAAUGUAGAAUAUUCAGCUGGAGUUUUAUAUUUAAGGCAUUGAUGUUGAAGAUCCUGAAUUUCCCAUAAACUUGCAUUCUUUUGUUAAACGUACGAUACAGGAUUCCGCAACUUCUUACGCCUUAAUGAUGUUUAUUCAUCUGCACUUUUCUUUUUUUUGUUCAUAAAAGUUGUGUAAUUGAUGUGAAUAUAUAUGUACAUGACUCAAAUUGACCUCUCUAAUGAUAUUUGUAUAUCUUUGUAUUUCUCUAUCACUAUAUAUAAAAUUUAGCCUAAUGUGUUUUUUCACUGUAAAUGUUACUAUCGGUUUCGAAAUAAAGUCUUAAAAGUAAAUACAA